Molecule: messenger RNA, 1445 nt
Organism: Hyalella azteca
Lineage: Eukaryota; Metazoa; Arthropoda; Malacostraca; Amphipoda; Hyalellidae
Gene: mip40
Product: protein lin-37 homolog
Exons: 7
Coding region: 473-1264 (263 amino acids)
Biological process (GO): negative regulation of transcription by RNA polymerase II
Cellular component (GO): transcription repressor complex; Myb complex
Source: RefSeq, a predicted model, not a curated record
AUCAUUUUAAUAUCAUAUAGUUUUAGAGUGUUCUUUCCAUCCAUUCCAUGCUUCCACACCUUCAGCCCAUAGUCUUCCACUUGCUUAUUUACCACUUUAUCCCAGCUGCACCUUGUACUGCUUCACCCAAUGGUCCUUUGGCCCAGUGGGCCAUUGGCGCUCCCAUGCUUCAUGCAUAUCACACUUGCAUAUCAAUGCACAUCUACGUGCCCAUUUGCUCACCUAUAUUAUCCACAUAUACAUCUUUCAGGGCCAAUAUUUAUUGUCUAUUAGUUCCUGUCUAACUUUAUACCUACCUCAAAACUAAUCUCAUUCAAACAGUCAUUCACUUGCGCAGCUCUUGCAGGACUGUGAUUGUAAAUUAAUCAAAAAUAAAUUUUUACUACUAAUAGGGGAAGUGAAGGAGUAGAGUAGAAGUGUUUGAUAAAUUAUUUCCUUUUAAAUUCUUAAAUUUCAGAGGCCAAAUUAAUAGAUGGCUAUUGACCAGGACAGUGACAGUAUGCGGGUCAAGUUGGAGAUUGAUGAAUCAGCUGGUGAUUUGGAUGUGGCUCGGGAAAAGUUUGAUAGCGCAUUGCAAGAUUUGUUCUUUAAAGAAGAAGUAUCAGAUUCAGAAGCAGAAGAUGUACAAAAUGCUAAACAGGAACCUAGUGCAGAUUUGUCUGCUGAGAGCAUGGAGACAGGCCUCGAGUCAGCAGCAACCCAGUCCUCUCGACCCCCUCGCAAAAGACGGCGUAAGGACACUGAACCUGACCAACUUAACAGCAUGGCUGCAGGCAACAACCAGCAGAGCAGCUUUGUGGUGCGCAUUUUUGACCGCAGCAUCGACCUCGCUCAGUUUGCUGCUGAUGCACCACUCUACCCCAUCUGUCGAGCUUGGCUCCUCAAUGAACCUAAUGCCGAAAGAGGGACCGGGCUGACAGAUCUAAACGCUGGUACCCCAUCGCCUCCUGAAGGUGCAGAUCUGCCCGAGGUGUUAUCCCUGCCUCCUCCUACACCUUGGGGGCCUGAGUAUGCCGACCGUCUCCAUCCCCUGAUUCCAGCGCCACUACCAGCACCUCCUCUUGUGCGCCGCGACACGGCACUUGGCUCGCCUAGCGCAUCAGAGCUGCUCAACCAUCACCUGCAACACUGGAAGAACGUCAGACAGACCUGGAAAAAGGCGUCCGCUGCCGCAGAUGCGCGAUAUGAUGAAUCUGCUACAAUUCUCAGAGAAAUAUUUAGCAUACACGCAGGUGGUGAAGUGUCUUCGAGCGCCACAGCCUGACCUACGCCACAAGAAAAGGGCUCAUCACAGCAAACCUGGAUCCAAGUCACAACCACAUUUCAUCUACAUUAGGUCCAUCUCUCAAAUUUCUGCGCACUUAACUUCUUCAAUUAAAUGCCGAAAAUCUAGCCUAAGGGUACGCACACAGUGAAAGCAGGUUUGCCCGCGCGGGCAACCUGCU